AGAAAUAAGCCUGGGCCCAGUUCGUUCAAGAUGCUAACUACCACUGCCACUGCGAUACUUCUGAUUGUGCAGUAUAUAUCACCAACAUAUGGCGAAUGCUUUGAUGCCGUUCUCGAAGAUACUAUCGUGGAAGCCCAUAACAACCUUAGACAUGAUGUUGCCAUCAAAAAUCUGAAUACGAAAGUGUACGGAGAUAUACCAGGAUCGAAGAGUAUGUUUAACCUGGAAUUCGACUGCGGCUUCGCAUAUCUUGCCGAAGCACUUAUACCGAAGGACUGCCUUGGACCAGCUCUCGACUAUUCUUCGAUGGGAUAUGGCACUAAUUUUAGAAAGUUCCGCACACCUAAAAAGGUUGACGAAUCUGAUCACGAUUACCUCAAGGGAUAUUACGACAUAGUCGUACAUGAAUGGGCCGCGAAGGAUAUCGUUCCACUUGGUUCUGACGUGAUCUUCAAGGAUGUACGCAUGCAGGCUUUCGCCAAUAUGGUUUAUUACAAAACUAUUGCGUUUGGAUGCAAACACAGAACCUGUGAUGAUACCACUUUUGCUAUCGCAUGUGUUUACGAAUCACUUCCAAAAACUGGUGAACCGCUUUUUGAACCAAAUCCACAACCGAAAAAUAAAAAAGGAUGUACGGCACAUAAGACUUGCAAACAAAUUAGACCAGAAGCCAAAUGUAUGCAAAAUCCAGAUGGCACCUUGGGACCUCUCUGCGUGCUCCACGACAUUACAACCACGUCGUCUACAGAUUCUACUUCGAAUCGAAGCUGGCUAAAGGACUCAUUGAAAACGCAGAUAGAGAAAAAUUUUCGCGUAGCCAAGAAUAUGAAUGAAAUGCGAUACGAUAUGACCCUCGAAGCAGAAGCGCAAGUCGCAGCUGAUAAAUGCGAAGCCACCGAAAACGUGAUAUCAGAGAAUGGUCAAAUUGCUCAGCUGAGAACAGACGUAGCAUCAUUAUCUGAUAUGGAAACGCAAGAUGAAUGGUUUUCGCAAAUAGAAGAAAUUAAGAGCUACAUCAAUUUUGCUAUGCGUUUUAGUAACACCUUGAAGAACAGGGAGGAUGCACCACUCGCAUUUACUCAGGUAUCUCUCAAAUGA
Molecule: messenger RNA, 1098 nt
Organism: Cylicocyclus nassatus
Lineage: Eukaryota; Metazoa; Nematoda; Chromadorea; Rhabditida; Strongylidae
Source: the annotation of a GenBank genome assembly